Messenger RNA from Pantherophis guttatus, 2528 nucleotides. RefSeq lists its product as uncharacterized. Gene Ontology annotation, molecular function: ubiquitin protein ligase activity; metal ion binding. Lineage: Eukaryota; Metazoa; Chordata; Lepidosauria; Squamata; Colubridae. The record is from RefSeq and is a predicted model, not a curated record. Gene Ontology annotation, biological process: protein polyubiquitination; protein monoubiquitination.
UAUGGGAGAGAGAACUAACAGCUAAAACCAAUAAUUCUAGAAAAAAAGUUAAGCAGAACGGAGCAUUCAGUGAAAGUUUGGAGUAAGUGGAGAGGGUAGAAGCCAAAAGGAACUAUAGUGAAAUCAUGAGACACUUACAGAAGAAACGUAAGCCAAGGAUCGGCUUCAGAUCCUCAAGGAAGAGUUCUUUAGUGAAAACAAUGCAACAAAAUGGAGCCAAAAAUUCAAAGUGCACCAUCUGUUUAACAAUGAUCCAAGACCCAACUUACUUGAACCCUUGCAACCACCAGUUCUGCUUCAAAUGUAUUCAGAAGUGGUCCAGAAAGAAAGUUAUUUGUCCAUUGUGUAAGCAGCGUUUCUAUUCAUUCUGCCACACUAUACGCAGAAAAGACGCCUUUUGCGAAUAUGUCCUGCCUUUGAAUGGUAGCUCUUUUUCUCCUUCUGAAAGCAAGGAAGACUGCACAUCAGCCUCCUCUCAAAGACUUACAUCAGCUCCUGACAAUGGAAUCGUGCAUAAUGUAAUUAGUGGAACAUUAACUCAAAGAGAGAAGGAUAUUUAUCAGCUCAUGAGACAGUUUGCAGUUACAGAGAGACCCAAUGAUAUUGAUUUAAUCAGCCUUGGGAAAUUUAAAGCCCAAGCAGUAAUUCAGUUUAGGAGAACUCUUUACCAUGCAGGGAUUCUAGUUCAAAACGCUCCAAAUCCAGAUUUCAAUCAAACAUCUUCAGCAGAAUUUUUUGGCAGAAAUCCUCAAUGUUUGGACAGGGUGAUCCCUUGGCUAAAACGAGAAUUAAAAGUGCUGUUUGGUAGGAGAUCAACGAUUCAUACUUUGCAGAAUCUCAUCCUAAGUAACCUUAUUCAUCAUGAUCUGGACAGCAAAGAAUUUGAAGCUAUUUUACAGCCCCACAUGCACCGUUUCACUCGACAUUUCCUGCAUGAGUUCAUGAGUUUUGUCCAAUCCUCAUUACAUCUGAAGAGGUAUGACUGGUGUGCCUUGUACGAAUGCCCUGCAAUAUUGAAAGAGACUGAUCCUUUAACUUCUUCUCCAUCUUCAGAAAAUGAACAUCUGCAACGUCCUGAAAAAAGUCAGGUGCCCAAACCCAAUGCUAGUUUAGAUUAUGGAAACCUAGCAUUCUUGCUUCCUGAUUCAGAGAAAGCCCUUCCUUCCACAUUUGCUACAGCAGAUGAUAAAAAUGAUUCAAUGAAUGAAGAAAAUUAUAUGGAUUUGUCCAACAAAGAUACUGAAAAGGGGAUAGCUACAGCCUUUCGUAUUAUUAAAAAUAUACUGCUUAAGACACCUUCAGAGGAAAAAGUACAGGUCCCUGGAUCUCUCUCUCACUCCCACCUAUUUCAAGGACAGAAAGAAAAAAAGGGCAUGGUAGAAAUAAAUCCUGUUCAGAUUCUUAGGCCAACGGAUAUGGAAACAGGUAAAAACGAAUUAGCAUUGGUAGACGAUGGUGCCUUUAAGAUUUAUCACAAAAAUUCUGCUAACAUCAUCACAGUGAAGAAAUUGGGCAAAAAAGAUACAACAAAAUGUCAAUCCUCUGAGGUUUCCAUAAAUAAAUUAAAAGAAUAUUCUAUGGCAUGGUCAAAAACACUGUCUCCCAAAAGAAGAAGUGUACAUAAAAAUCGUGGAUCAAAAGGUAGCAUAGAAUGCAAAUUUGACAAAGCAUGUUCUGCUUCAAAAGAAAGACAUGGGGGAAGAAACAAAGCAAAGUAUCUACAUGAUGAGAAGAAAGGUAGAAACUAUUCCAGAGACAGGAGACAUAGACGAGAUCAAAGAAAAUCAAAGUCUAAAGAAGUAAGUUUGCUUCACAAGAGCCCUCUGCCUGUAAGAAAAAAAAGCACUGAGGCUAGAGACACUCACAAGUCAAAAUCACAGAACAUUCAUCACAAAAGAAAAAUGAAGAACAAAGAUUCUGAACAUCUAGGAAGUGGAAGUUCCAGUGAACCCAACCAGAAUUGUCUUUACACCAAAGUUAGGCAUGAAGAACCACCGUGCAGAAAGGGUAAAUCAGACAUAUUAUGUGAUCCAAAUCCAUCCACCAGUUCUGGGCAGAAGCCAUUUUUUUCUCCAGAAAAUAAAAUCUUAGUCAAUCAAAGACAUCUAACCAAAUACUGGUAAUUCUCAUCAGGCUGAUGCAGAUGUUUGAAGAGACCUAAAGGUAGGAUUGUUGUAGGAUGACAGAGAAAGUUUAGUUUGGUAAACUAGAUAGCAAGCCAAAAUAUAAGUUAAUGCAAUUGGAAGGUGAUCUCCCAAAGAGUGGUGAAGAUUUAUCCGCAGUGAUACAAACAGCUAAGAUUUUUAAUAUCAAUCUCAACCCAAUUCGAAGACCAAUAUGAAGGCAAAGCUACAAAUGAAAUAGACAAACCUUAAUAAGCAUGUAUGUAAAUAAUGGGAGGCUCCAGCUUGCUCUCAAAGCAAGAGACCAUCAGUGAACACAGGAUAAGACAAGGAAAAGAAGUAUUUGUCUUUUUCUAAGCAGGACAUUGCCUUUUAGAUCUUAAAAAUAAAGAUAUUUGUAUAUUA